Cydia amplana is the source of this 8495-nucleotide messenger RNA. RefSeq names its product serine-protein kinase ATM (gene tefu). Gene Ontology annotation, molecular function: protein serine/threonine kinase activity; protein binding. Lineage: Eukaryota; Metazoa; Arthropoda; Insecta; Lepidoptera; Tortricidae. The transcript has 35 exons. Gene Ontology annotation, biological process: DNA repair. Bases 68 to 8488 code for a protein of 2806 amino acids. The record is from RefSeq and is a predicted model, not a curated record.
CUUACUUUUUAUUUUAGAGUUUCAAGAUAGGGGAAUAGAUAAUUUGAUCACAGAUGAGGUUAUCGAAAUGUCUCUUGUGAAUUCUUUACAAGAAAUAGGUGCCGGACUAAUUUCCACUCGAGCAAAUGAGAGAAAGAAAAAUGCAGAGGCCUUGAAAAACUUCCUGACGGGGAAUGCAGUUCCUGCACUUCUUAGCAAUAAUACUAUAAAGAAAAAGGGAUAUAAUUGGAAUAAUGUAUUCGAUGACGUCCACGAAUAUAUAUUAAAGGAAUUGGAGAAAUAUGAGACUUCAAAAACCUUCUUCAAUGUAACGGCACCUCUUUGCACAUCCUUAUUGCACUUGUGCUUGGCUGGAUCCAAUAAAGGCCAAGCAUACAUCAGCUGUGAGAAAGUAAUGGACGCAUGUUUGUUUGUGUUGAAAGACAAACGCAUGGCAACUGCCAUUGGAGAUGCCUAUUUACAGUUGCUGUAUAAACAUGUAUUGCCAUAUGAACAUUAUGUGAGUUUUAUAACACCUGCAACAUGGGAAGAUUUGCUGGAAAUAAGUGUCAAGACAUCUCUAACAAACCACACACAACUCGACACUUACACGUUGUUGCGACUGAUAUGCAGUGUCAUCAAAAAGGCAGCUAGUUGUACCCAAUUUGUGGUGCCAUUGAGAAAUGCUCUGCCACAACUGAAGAAAUGCUUCCAUAGAAUAGAGAGUGAUAAAAAAAAUCAAGAGACUGUGACUGAGAUCACAAGUAUACUAUUAGAAAAGCUUUCAUCCGAAGGCCGACUGACCAUGUGUGAUUUUACAGAGAGCACACUACCCUUACUCUUAAAAUAUUAUGAUCAAAAUGCAGAUCAAAAAAAGAAGGCUUCGGUAUUCAAAGUUUUACAUCUCAUAGUACUUCUACAUCACCCUGAAGGGAGACAUCAAGGAGAGAAUGGUAGCCUUUCUUAUAAUUGGAACAUUUGGAACAAAUAUCUGAACAGUAUCAUGGAGAUCACUUGCUUAGAAGCGAAUUAUUUGCAAAAAUUAAGAAAGCACAAUGACUCAACUCAAUAUUGCGAGUACUAUUAUACGUUGGCCGCAUCAGUAUAUUUUCAGAUUUUGAAUAUGCCUUCACAAUCUGCUGAUGAAACAAUGAAUUCGUCAAAGAGACAGCGAAUUUCAUUGAAUAACUAUAAAUGCUUCUCUGAUCUGAUAGAUGAGCUACAAACCAAUCAUGUGCCAUGGCUUGGAAUUAUAUGCUCCUACAUACAAGACUAUGGCCGGCAUGUAACAGCACAGGAAUAUGUGGUUUUACUAGGUGUUGCAGAACAUUUAGUCUCCAACAAUAAUAUGCAGAGUUAUUGGAAUGUUUUUGAACAAUUUGCGUGUUUAAUCUUGAAUAAUUUAGUUGACAUGCCGGGUAACAACGAGAAAUUGACGACCGAGCCUUUGGUGGCGUUGUGGAACUCUUGUGUCAGGAACUCCUCAUCUGUUAACGAUGCUCAUAAAGCGACACAUACUAUUAUGCAAACAUUGCUUGAAUUGUACAACUUUGAAUUUCAAACUGUGCAGCCAUUACUGAAAUUGUAUUUUGAGAAAGGCAUGCCGGUCACAGACUCGAGUAUAAAAACAUUAUGUUGUGUUUAUCACAAAUAUUAUAGCAAGUGCAGUAACGAGCUAGAGAGGAGAAAAUGCCUCGCUUGGCUUUUUCAGGGAAAUAUAAGCUCAUUAGAAGUGAAUCGCGUAAGGCAUUUCUUCCUACGCAUGAUUGCAAAUGAGAAUUUCACUUUCCAAGAAAACAUGCCUAAGAAACACAAUGAUCCUUUAUAUGAAAUAUUAUUCAAUUCCAAGGGAAAAGAUACUCUAUUUAGUAUAGGCGAUCUCGAUAUAAUAAAGGGAAAGGAAACUUCUAAACAUGUUCUCCAAUCCAUGGAACUGAACAAUGAAAUAGCCGGAAUAGUACAAGAAUAUUUACAGGGAGAAAUAACUUGUCAUGUCGAAAAGUUAAAUCUACGAGAGAUAGGCCCAUUAGAUUUUAUCCAGUAUGCUCGGGUAGUUAUAGCAUACAUUGACGUUACUUUGCAAAUUAGCCCAGUUAUGCAGUCUCAAAUUGAAGAAAGCCAGUUGUGCAUUUGCUUGAAAACUGGUUUAAAAACCAUGUCCCGGGCCUUGGCUAAAAUGCUUAAAGAGAGCAAAGACGCCAGAGAUAAGACAAAUAUGUUGCAAUGUAUGCGGGAUCUCUGGCUUACAGAUUAUCAUCCAAUAGUGAACUCUUUAGUGCGUUCUUGUGCCGAUCACGAGUUUUUCGCGAGCAUAAAUGAAAUACUGAGCGUACAACAACCUAAAGAUGACGACGAAUACGUAAAUGACUCUGAUUAUAAUCCUAGCGCUACAAAACACAACUGUAUCUGGCUGCUAGCAGCAUAUUGUCGGAAGAGUUCUGAAUAUAGAGAUGAUAUUUUUGAGCUAAUAUUAGACCCGGCGUUGUAUGAGCUUACGUCUCCUUGGGACGUCAAAUGUGCCUUCCAGUGCAUAAGAAUACUGAUUGCAGAAAGCGUGGAAGAAUGUCCCCUCGCCUCAGUAUUUUCUCUUCUGAGCAAUAUGUGUAGAGCGUUAUUUCGAAAUUCGGAAGCAACUGAGACAAUACUCCACAUCUUAUUGGACAUACUCGACCGCGUUUGGACGCUAGACAACAAUAUGAAACAAAACUGCUUCAUUAUGGUCAAAGGGUACUUGCAACGCUGUGAAAAAUUGUACUACCCUCCUCAUGUUGCCGCUCUGAUCUUGAAAUGCGUCGCCAGAAUGGCUGAAUUAAACAAUAAUAAUAAUAACGAUAUGGGGAGCAUCUUCCGAGAUGCCCUAGUGGACCAGAUGAAAAGCAUCACACACAGCUUACGUUUGUACACUUGUUAUCUGUUGGACGUGAUUACGAAUAACCUUACUGACACUGAUAUAGAAGCUUGUUUUACUGGGCUAUUGGAGAUCUUUGUUAUAAAUGUAUCUGAUACAAAUGAACAGAUAAUAAAAGAUGAAUCAACAAAUCGUACUUUGACGGUUCUUCAUAAUUUCCUCGCCCUAGCGCAAGCAAAACACUCAUCAAUCCAUAGAGUGAUUACUGGUCUUCUAUUAAUAAAGACAGAGAAAUCGUUGGAUGCAUCAUUAGUAAAGAUAUUUUUGAAUAAAAUUACUAAAUCGGUGACGUGCGGAGACAUUGAAGCGUACCUUGAAGACAACAUAGUUUCUGUCAUUCAUUUCUGGAUAUCGAAAAACAAAAAGAUUGAAGAAUUGCCAUUCGAAGUGUUAGGAUUUCAAAAUGUAGACAGUUUUCUGGAAAAACAUAUGAAAUGGAUAAUAGCGGCAGAUAGUUUGUGGAAUAAUGAAGGCGAUGUGAUGAAAAGUCACUUUUUAAAUACGAUAAAACAGAAAUUACGCAAAAGUGAAAAAAACAUUAUAGAGAUGUGUUUGCCCAACAUGAUGGUGUUAUGCUUACCCUACAUUUUGACCCAAAAAUACAGCCUCAAUUUCUCGGGCCCCGACCAAUACGCCUUCCUUCAAUCUGCGAAGCACGCCAACAACAUGUUCAAAACCACGAGAAAUGUACUGGACAGUGACAAAUGGAGUUGCUUGUUUGCGGAGGCGAUCCCGGAGCUAAUACUGAUGGGUGCGAUGCACUUGCGCGACCAGGCGGGUGUCGAAGAGAUGUUUGGAGUGAAUAUACCAGCAAAUACGGAGUCUUAUUUGUAUCCAAAGGCUGUGUUUAGUUCGAUGUUGAGAUAUUUUGGAGAAAUAACUGGCGGAAAUAUAAUGCAGUACUUGUGCACAAACCAAGCCACCACGAUAUUCGACAUACUGCUUAAGUUAUGGCAAAAUGUUCUCCAAACGAAAGUUUUCGAAUUCCGAGUAAUGUCCUUAUACUCGUUCGUAACAUUUGUCGAGUGUGUUCCUCUAGGGUUUGACUCCGACGCGUUCGUUGCCAACUUCACAUGCAAUCAUCUCACUCAGGCAAUCAAAUCUUCCACAAAGAAAGACGAAUUGCGCGUAUUGACACAAUCGCUAAAGAUUGUCUUAACGAGACUUUUGCCGCAAUAUGCUGAUCUGAUUAGAAAACCGAUGCUAAAGGCUUUAUCAGUAUUGCUAAUCAAAAAAGAAGAAGGUUUUGACGAAGAAUGUGAAGGAUUGUUAAAAUAUUUAGCUCUGGAUAUGAAAGAGACUCUGAGACAGAAUGAAGACGUGGUGGAUUUCAGCAAUGCGUCUCACGGAGCUGUGUUGUCUUGCGCGUCGAGUGUGGAGUUCUCCGAAAGACUUAAAGCGUAUAGUUUUACUCUCACUUGCCCGAGUCAUGAAGCUUUAAGCAACCUACGGCAGUUCGUCAAGUUGAACAAACACCACGUCAACAAAUUGUGCGAAGAAUUAAACACCAAGCAUUUUUCUGAAGAAUGCAAAACGAGCGUCAUACAUCAAGUCAUCUACGCUCUCACCAACAUUAUGAAAUCUUCGUCUGAUGAUAAGAUCAUAAUCGAAGCGUGCAACUGUUUGGCAGAGAUCGGCACAUACGACUUAAAAACCAUCGUCACCGUGCCCCCGCCAGAUACAAAGCGGGUGAUACAUUUACCGCCGAAACAAAGCUUCGCUUUCGCCGUCGUGGCGGUCCUUUCCGAGGUUCUCUGCGAUGACAACCCAGCAGCUACUAACAAGGCCGUAGGGGCGUUGAGUGAUUUAUUUAAAUAUCGUGAAGGAAAAGAUGCUUUAGAAUUGGGGAACGUAAAUGUCCAACUCCUGAAGCCCUUCUUGUCGCCUAAUAGCGUCAGCGACAACGCAUUUUUUACACAUAGCCGUAAACUAGAAAACUGCUCAUCUGUCGGGUUUUGGAUCCCAAAAGACAAGGAAGAUCACAUCCAGUGGUUGGCUAGGAUAACCGCUGCAUUACUCGAUGUGCUGGUGUCGGAUACAAAUUAUAUAAAAACUCUGAAAGAAGUAUGCAAAAUUAAGCCAACAAUUUGCCAGCACAUUCUCCCAGGCUUGGUCGGACUACUUCUCUAUUCAUCACCUGAAACACACAUACAGAUGUUCAGCGAUCAAAUAAACAAUUUCUUUAAAUUCAUCUGGAACAUGAACUUCGAUGAUGAAAUUGACAACAGCGGUGAGCGCUGUAACCGCAGCUCAAAUGUGAUUGGCCAUGAUCGCAAAAUGAUUAUUCGGUAUAUGAUUGAUAUUGUUAAUUUCGUACGACUGCAGAGGACUCAUUAUAAAUCGCGCCCUGACCGUACCCCAGUGGACGCGCUGAACUACUUGAGGCUCGACUACGACAAGGUGGCCUGGGCGGCCUCCGUGGCCGACCAGAACUUGGUGGCGAUAUAUUACGGGGAGCUGUGGGCCGUCGCGCAGAACGGCGACGUUCCCCCGCCUUCGUCAGAACGCACUACCAAUCUGGACGGCGGUGAUAAUAUUCAGAGGAUUUUCAGAAAGUGUUUCGUAUCUAUCGGCGAAAUGGAUGCUGUCGAUGGCUGCGGCACAGCGCAUCUGACAAGCGAGGCGGAAAAGCGGAACCACCUCAUCAACACGGGCCAGUACUCGGACGCGCUACUGUCUCACGACAUCGCCUUGUCUGGCGGUGUUUCUUCGGACCUGCAGUUAGGUGUUGUGAGGUCGCUGUACAAGUCUGGCAUGCACCAUUUGGCCCUGCAGUACAUUAAGUCGCUACCGGAGAACGAUCAGCUUAACGAUGUUAAGUACGAUUGCUUGACCUGUCUUGGAGAUUGGAACCAUUUCGUUGAUACAAAAGAUUUGGAGGAGAAGUCCAAGACUUCAAUGAAAACUCCUCUAUCGCUUAUAAAAGCACUGCGUUACGCUUGUCUCAAAGACUGCUUAAACGUGCAAGCGGGACAGAACCUGGACUCCAAGCUUACUCUACCCCUAGACAGAGCCAAGCUGGCUGUUUCCAAAUGGUGUCAGAACUUCAAUAUGGAAAACUGUCAGAACGUGUACAGAGUUGUAGCGAACUUGCAACUGUUUAGUGACAUUGAGGAAUACUUUUUAGUCAGAAGCAAUAAACUAACGGUAAAUCGUUUAUUGAGUAAUUGGAGGGUCGAGAAACUGCCUUCUUUUCACGAUUUUAAGCACCUGGAAUCGUUGAUAUCGCAAAGGAGUUUGAUACUCGAACAUGCUGGGAAAAAUUACAAUACAUUUUUGAAGGAUAUUGUAUCGCUCCAGUUGCAAUACGCUGAAUUGGGACUGUCCAAUGGAAGACUUCAAAUGGCUCAACGUCUGUUGUCUGUGGCCAAGAAUUUGCAAAAUAGUGACGCGGUGUCUUUGGUAGAGAGUCGAGUGUCUUGGGCCAAAGGCCACAGGGAAAUCGCGCUUUCUCUUAUUCGCAUGAUGGGAGACCGCACUGAUGAUAUUGAACUUAAUGCUGCCUCGUUAAGACAAUAUGGAAUGUGGAUGGCAGAAUCGAAAUUUGAUAAUCCCAGAGACAUAAUAAACAAAUUCCUGAAGAAAAGUCUCGACGUUUUGGCUGGAAGCGACCACAGGCAAACAAGACUAAAGGUUUACCACGACAUUGCCAAAUUCGCAGACUCUGAAUAUAAACAGGUAGUUUCAUAUAUGAAUUCUUCAAUUUUCGAACAUAAAUUAAAAUGUAUGGAAAAUAUGAAGGAUGCGGCAGACUCCCUGAGAACAACUUCAACGCAACAGCAAUUGACCAGGGAUGAAAAGAAAUAUCUGGCGACUACGAGAGGAUUGAGUAACUUGGACGAGGCAGAUAUUGCAAAUACAAAGGCUGAAAAGCAACGAUACUUGCAACUAGCUAUGAGGUACUAUCUGCUAUCCCUAAAGCACAGCGAAGAAAACAACCUAUCAGUGUUCCGGGUCAUCUCCCUGUGGCUGGCUAACCCAGGCCUAGAGUUGGACACGGACGGCGACAGUUUCGAGGCGCUGCUACGCGCGCUGCCGUCACGCAAGUUUCUAGCGGCGCUUCCACAGUUGGCACCUCGGCUGGCACAGGAAACCGGGGCGUUUGCUGACAAUUUGAACAAUGUUUUGAAACGUUGCGCGAAAGAGCACCCGCACCACACUCUCCCCAUCCUCUUCAGUCUCAAGAAUUCGGACAAAGACAUGCGCAUCCUGAACGCAAGUCGGCACGCGACAGGCGACGCGCCGACAUCGACGCAGGAGCCUCCGGAGCCGCGCGUCGGAGCGACUGAGGCAUUGAUAGCGGCGUUAGCGGCUGAAAGCUCGGCUCUAGCUAAAAUUAUAGCACAGAUGGAAUGCAUGUGUGAUGCUACAAUAAGCUUCGCAAACUACAAAACGAAGGAGAAAGCUCAGAAACAAAUAAUACCGUCCGCUGAACUGAUACACCGACUCGGUCGGCUGGAUGCUAUACCUGUGCCUAUUGAUACGAUACCCGUGAGGCAUGAUUGCAACUAUUCGUAUCUACCAACUAUCGAUUCAUUCGAGAACAGUUUUGAACUAGUUGGAGGGAUAAACUGCCCAAAGAAAAUCAUCUGUAGAAGUUCAGAUGGAAGGAGAAGGAUCGUUUUAGUAAAGGGCGAGGACGAUCUAAGGCAGGAUGCCGUCAUGCAACAAGUAUUCAACAUCGUAAAUACAUUGCUGGAAAGGAACUCCGUGACCAGCCGAAAUAAGCUUCUUAUACGAACAUACAAGGUGGUGCCGAUGUCUCGUCAGUCGGGAGUGCUGGAAUGGUGCGAAGGUACCCUGCCGCUGGGUGCAUACUUAGUGGGAACUGGCACCACGGGUGCUCACGCGCGUUAUCGACCGAAGGAUAUCUCAUGCACCGCUGCUCGUGCCAAAUUCACCACUAUUCAGAACAAAAGGACGUUGUCAGAGAAGUUGGCAAUUUUCAUGAGCAUACUGAAGAAUUUCAAGCCAGUUUUCCACAACUUCUUUACUGAACAGUAUCUAGAUCCCGUGACUUGGUAUGAACGGCGCCUGGCUUACACCAAAAGUGUUGCUACCUCGUCGAUGAUGGGUUAUAUCUUAGGUUUGGGAGACAGGCACGUUCAAAAUAUUCUAAUUGACAAGAAUACUGCUGAAGUGGUGCACAUCGAUUUCGGAAUCGCGUUCGACCAAGGGAAAGCUCUUCCAACGCCCGAAACGAUACCGUUCCGUUUGACACAGGACAUGAUCGCCGGGUUUGGAUCCAGUGGUGUGGAAGGCAUCUUUAGAAAGUCCUGUGAAAAAACAAUGCAACUGUUGCGCGACAACCAUGAAACUUUAUUGACAAUAUUAGAGGUUCUGCUUUGUGAUCCGUUGUACGCGUGGACUACGAAGAAGUUGCGGUCGACGCAAAAAGAUGCAAAUGUGGCGCGUCCAACGGGCUCAGUGGCGGAUCUAGCGGAGCGGGCGCUGCUGGCCGUGGGCAGCAAACUGCAGGGCACCGAGGACGGCGCGGCGGGCGGCGUGGCCGUGCCCGGGCAGGUCGCGCGGCUCAUCCGCUCCGCCACCGACCCCGCCAACCUGUGCCGGCUCUACCAAGGCUGGCAGCCUUACCUGUGAUUGCACU